UGCACCCCCUCUCCCUCCGUCACCGUUCCUCCCUCUGAGGAGAGAUUUAAGUGAUAUGUGAUGAGGUAGUUGGCGCAAUUAAGAAAGCGUGGCAUAAGCCUGGGAUUUGUAGUGUAUAUAAAGUCAGUGGUGGAUGCAGAGCUGUAGCUUCUCCUGAACAGAAUGGGCCAAACUGCCAACCUGCCCUGUAGGAGAGGAGAGUCGUAUGUUACAGAGCUGUAUGAGUGGUUCAGGAAGUUUAUGCAUGAAUGUCCCAGCGGGCAGAUCACUCUUCAUGAGUUUCAGAGGCAUUUCUGCAAUGGGACAGUGGGCAGUGAGUCAGCUGAGUAUGCAGAGCAGAUAUUCCGCACGCUGGACAAUAAUGGGGACGGGGUGGUUGAUUUCAGGGAGUACGUCAUGGCCAUCAGUUUGCUGAUCGACGGUUCAGCUGUGGAGAAACUGGGCUGGUCAUUCAAGCUUUAUGACAAAGACCGAGACGGAGCCAUAACAAAGGAGGAAAUGCUGGAGAUCAUGCAGGCAGUUAAUAAGAUGAGCGUAGCCGCUGCCCUGACCAAGCCCAACCCACUCACAGCUGAAGAAUGUACCAACAGGAUAUUUGUGAGAUUAGAUAAAGACAAUAAUGCCAUCAUCAGUCUGGAGGAGUUCAUAGAGGGAGCGCUGGAUGAUGAUUGGAUCAGAGAGAUGCUGGAAUGUGACCCGAGCACCGUGAAGGUGGAGAGGCCUGUGAGGAGCGACUCCGCUUUGGGGACCCACGGCUGACCUGUGGUGGGGUAUUCUAUUCACUCAGUGCAGAGAAAUUAUCAAACUGAAAUUUCCAAGAAUCGUUGCAGCAGCACAGCUUUUAUUUGCUGUGACAAAUGAUGUCGAUGUCAGUUGGGUAACUUCACGGAAGACACUGGGGAGCACUAGAAAAUGGACAUACAGUUAUUUUGUCACAGUAUUAAUUAUUAUUGUUUUAUUUGGCUGCAUUUUGUUGUGUUUGUUGAUAUUGUCUUUGUUUUUCUGUGCCUGAAUGCCUCUCCUUAUAAAAUAAAUAAGACCUAACAUAACACAAUGAAA
Hippoglossus stenolepis (Pacific halibut) is the source of this 1059-nucleotide messenger RNA. RefSeq lists its product as uncharacterized. The transcript is spliced from 5 exons. Lineage: Eukaryota; Metazoa; Chordata; Actinopteri; Pleuronectiformes; Pleuronectidae. The coding region runs from base 163 to 759 and encodes 198 amino acids. The record is from RefSeq and is a predicted model, not a curated record. Gene Ontology annotation, molecular function: calcium ion binding.